CUCUUUCUAAGAAAAGCGUCAUUUUCUUGGAAGUUGCCGCACCCUGUCCGCGACCACGUCCCUCAUAUUGAUUGCUCGGAGAGCGGCGGAAAGGAAGCUUGAGAAAGGCGUCCGUCUUGCGUUAGAGAUCACUUUACGACCUUACGACAUCAUGCGCCACAGCGGCGUCAUCGUUUUCAUUGCAGUUUGUGCUUCGGCAAUACCGUCCAGUAGAAGCCAGGACUUCAGCUCAUGUCGAAACCUUUCCACGGACAUCACAGGGUGUUCAACGGAGUUCCUACAAGGAAUAUCUACGAAUGGACUUUUCACAGACUUCACCAAAGGCUUUAAUUUGACAUCUGCCAUAUCAGGUUCCUUCUGCCAGUCAAGCACCAAAACUGCUAUCCUUGACUUCUAUGGGUGUAUAUAUGAGAAGCUCCUCGCCUGCCUCUCAUCUGAUUGGCAAAAAGUACUCCCAUCCCUUGACCAAAGAAAACAGUCCUUUGACUACAUGUGUGACAACAUCAAUGAUGUGGACCUUACAUGUGUAGGAACUACUGAGAAUGCAGGAGCCCUACUGAACUGUUUAAAGCAGGGAACCAAAGGAGGUUUUAAUUUAUCCACGCCUGAUGGAUAUCUCGCAUUCGUCUGCAGUGCAUCACAGCUGUACGAAAGCUGCACUAAGACAGCCUAUGGUUCCUGUCCGAAGAGAACUGCAGAGGUCCUGGUAGAAAUAGACAAGUUAACCAGACCGGCUGGCUGUGACGCUUGUGUCUCCCAGCCGUCUCUCCUCCUGUUGGCCUCAGUGCUGGCUUUCAUGAUGGCUUUGUUCAAGUAGAUACCCAGGCAUUCACCGCCACAGUUAUGCUUGUACUGCUAGUUUCAUUUGAACAUAUUUCAAAACAGGGAAAGCGAAAAAUGUUGACAUAGCAACAUAGCCACAGACUGAUCGUUUCUUUAAUCUCAUAGAGGUAAGAACUGCGUGCUGCAGUUUGCUGGGCAGUAGAUAGCAUCGGGGUGGGUGGGGGUGGGUGGGGUUGGGGUUGUGUGUGUCCGUUAUCCUUCCCAUAUCUGUCAAUGUAUCGGAUGCUACCAACUGGGAGUCAUGGUUGUUUGUUUAUUAUAUCAAUAAAGGAAGGGAGAUCAACAUAUGGCAAUGACAUUUUGCACAACCUGUUGGUGAACUCGAAUCUCUCCCCCUGUUUCGAUUUCAGGUGUUCCCGGUGUGUUGUAACUUCUGGUUUGUUGUAUGCUAGGGUACAAUUGAUCAACGAGGAAUGUCAGGGUUAAUGAUUGGUUUAAAGUACAGGUAUGAUCUCAGUUACUUGUCUUUGUCAGUACAUAACGAUAUAUCGUAUCCUUUUGUAGAGGCCAGUGUACUUGUAGGAUGCUGUUUUCACCAUACGUUUGGCCUGGUCCCGACUCCGUUAUGUACUGACCCGAGUGACCAACGUCCUGCAACUGGUAGUACUUGGAUUAGGGUACGCAUGUGUGGAAGUGCGGCAUCUAUAUAAAUAUAUCAUUGUGUGGUACUAUCCAGGAUCCGGGGGUUUCACUGUUUUGAAAUAUGUUCGUCCGCUUUUCUGCAGUAAUUUUAAGUGCUUAGUAGUUAGAAAAUUCUAAGUUUGUAUCCAGUUCCUUUGAUUUUUAAUGUACUCUACAUCUUACACGCUUAGAACUACUUCCAGCAUCUGGAUAUAUAUCCCACGUUCCCAGAUAUCAUGAUCCGUGUUCUGUCGUGAAAGAAGUUAAAGUUUUAAUGUUUUUCAGGUAAUCCAUCAUCUCGAAUACAACUGAUGGUUUAGGAAGCCUUAGUAACUUAGUCAUUAGAGUUUACAGAAGUCAUCUGUUGUCUUCAUCCAUAUUGUGGGAUUCAGAUCGUAAAAACACCCCUGACACUCAACAUAAGUAAUGUAAUGUGUUUAUUGUCUUACAGCAAUUUUGUUUAAUUAUAUUUCAAAACUCUUCACAAUCAUUAAUUCUUGAUGCUGUGUUUCUCAGUUUCGUGUUUUGGGGACACAGGUUUCAAGAUUUGUUUCUGUUACUUCUUCAGCUCAGAUUCAGAUUGUUUCUGCUUAUAAUCAAUCAAAAAAUAAAUUGCUAUUGUUUUAGAAAUU
This is a messenger RNA of Haliotis rubra (blacklip abalone), 2096 nucleotides long. RefSeq lists its product as uncharacterized. The transcript has 5 exons. The record is from RefSeq and is a predicted model, not a curated record. Lineage: Eukaryota; Metazoa; Mollusca; Gastropoda; Lepetellida; Haliotidae. Bases 152 to 817 code for a protein of 221 amino acids.